AUGUCUGCACAUAGCCACAUGUCGUUUCUGUGCAACAUGGACCGUAUACCUGUGCCUCAAGACUUCUGCUGCAGCAUUACAGGCGAUGUCAUGAUGGAUCCAGUGUGUACAGUCGAUGGACACACUUACGAGCGUGCAGCCAUCAGACAGUGGUUUAGCCUGGGGAAUCGCAGCUCACCCAAGACCAACGCAGUCUUGCCCUCCAUAGAGCUCACACCCAACCAUGCGCUUCGCUGCGCCAUUGAAGCUUAUCUCAAAGAGCGCCCCGAGAUCGAGCGGCAGCAACAAGACAUCGAAUAUGCCUGCGAAAUUACUGAAGAUGAGGUAGCCCUCAAAUUGAGCAUGAAAGAGGCCGAGAUAGAAGCCCUCAUGAGCGAGGUUGAUGGUCAGAGGGAUCACGAAGAGGGAUGGAGCGCUGAGCGCUUUCCCGAGUGCUUCGAGGAUAUGCGCUUGUCAGAAAAUUUACUGCGAGGUGUCUAUUCCAUUGGCCUUGAGCGCCCAUCCAAAAUUCAGCGGCAAGCAGUUCCUCCUAUGAUAGCAGGGCGCGACAUCAUUGCUCGGGCCAUGUAUGGCUGGGGCAACACCACAGCCUUCGUGGUGGGAGCUCUCCAAAGCAUUAACAUUACGCUUCGGCAAUGUCAGGCCGUCAUCUUGGUUCGCACAAAUGAGGUGGCCAGGAAAGUUUAUUUGAAGUGUUUAAGCCUCGGCCAGAACAUGGACGUUGCAGACGUCAUGGAUAUGGGGCAGCUCGUGGUUGCUACACUCCAGGAAUGCAGGAAGCUCAUUGACAGAGGCGAUUUGCAGUUGGAUGCCUGCCGGCUUUUAGUAAUGGACGAAGUGGAUUUGAUGCUGCAAUCCACAGAGCAGGAGACCUACUACGUAAUGAAGCACUUUCCACGUUUUACACAGCUGGCACUCUUCCUGGAUGCAGGAAAGGACAGGUUGCCUGCGGCAGUCAGGAAGUUCAGAGACAAGAUGAUGCGUAGACCCCUGGAGCUGGACAUGCAAAAAGAUUCCAUUCCUGCCUAUCAUUUCUGUGUUGACAUCAACGAAGGGGAUAAGCUGGAUUGGUUCUGCGACUUCUAUGAGAACAACGAGGUCUCGCAGUUUGUUUUUUUCUGCAACACUGCCCGUAAAGUCCGCUGGUUGCGCGACCAGCUCGUGGAGGAAGGCUUCUCAGUUUCCAUGUUAUAUGGGCAGCUGGAUUUCUCACAGCGUGAGAAGACUUUGGAGGAUUUCUGCUGUGGUCAUACCAGGGUGCUGGUAACAACUGACAACAUAGCAAAGCGGGGCUAUGACUUUCCACAUGUGCGCGUCGUCAUCAACUUCGACGUCGCGGACAGUGGCGAAAUUUACCAGCACCGCGCUCGCGGCCUGCAUUACUUCAGUGGCAGGGGUGUGGUGAUCAGUUUGGUCACGCCAUGCGAGGAAGCAGGAAUCAAGAAGAUAGAGGACAGCUGUCAAGUUUGUAUGGAGACGUUACCAACGUUGCCGAUGUACGUGUCAAACUUGCUUACCUAG
Molecule: messenger RNA, 1521 nt
Organism: Symbiodinium pilosum
Lineage: Eukaryota; Dinophyceae; Suessiales; Symbiodiniaceae
Source: the annotation of a GenBank genome assembly